Messenger RNA from Salvelinus sp. IW2-2015, 799 nucleotides. Lineage: Eukaryota; Metazoa; Chordata; Actinopteri; Salmoniformes; Salmonidae. The record is from RefSeq and is a predicted model, not a curated record.
AUGCCCCUUCCCGCCACUGCUUCUGUGUGUGUGUGUGCAGAGGAGAUCUCUGACCUGACUGAGCAGAUCGGAGAGACUGGCAAGAACAUCCAUGAGCUGGAGAAGGCCAAGAAGACAGUGGAAAGAGAGAAGUCUGAGAUCCAGACCGCUCUGGACGAGGUUGRGGGAACACUGGAGCACGAAGAAUCCAAGAUUCUGCGUGUGCAGCUGGAGCUGAACCAGCAGAUCAAGGGUGAGGUGGACAGGAAGAUCGCUGAGAAGGACGAGGAGAUGGAGCAGAUCAAAAGGAAACAGCCCAAGCGAUUUCACCAGCUCAAACAACUGCCUACGUUUAUUUUUUUCACAAAGGUGCGUGAGCUCGAGACUGAAGUGGAGGUCGAGCAGAGAAGAGGUGUAGACGCAGUCAAGGGAAUCCGCAAGUAUGAGCGCAGAGUCAAGGAGCUCACUUACCAGACUGAGGAGGAUAAGAAGAACGUUGGCAGACUUCAGGACCUGGUAGAUAAGCUGCAGAUGAAAGUGAAGGCCUACAAGAGGCACGCUGAGGAAGCRGAGGAAGCAGCAAACCAGCACAUGUCUAAGUUCAGGAAGGUUCAACAUGAGCUGGAGGAGGCUGAGGAGCGUGCUGACAUCGCUGAGACUCAGGUCAACAAGCUCAGAGCCAAGACMCGUGACUCUGGAAAGGGAAAAGAAGUUGCUGAAUAAACAAGAUCAAAGUCUUACAAUUUUCCUGUGUUGCAUAAAAUAUGAUUUUCAUGGUGAAAUUUUGAGCGUUGAUUAAAAACAUGUGGAUCUACAUAUA